CUCCUACCUCACUACUUCUACCUUGACAAUGGUGGUGAAGUAUUUAGUUGAGUUCCCAAAAGUUUACGAUCAAGUCCUCGUAGAACAAUCUGAGAUUGCGAAGUCCAAAGCAACGGACGAACUUCUAAAUUGGAGUGACAUUCAAAAGAUGAAGUACUCAUGGAAUGUGGUUAGUGAAGUAAUGCGACUUGCAACACCUGCGCCAGGAGGUUUUAAACAAGCCAUGGCAGAUUUCUCGUACGCAGGGUAUCACAUACCAAAAGGAUGCAAGCUAUAUUGGAGCUCAAUGGCAACACAUAAAAAUCCUGAUAACUUCCCGGAUCCAGAGAAAUUUUAUCCUUCGAGGUUUGAAGGGGGCGGUCCGGCUCCAUUCACAUAUGUUAAUGGAGUUCAAAUGCUUGUCUUCGUUCACAAUCUCGUAAGGAGGUACAAGUUGGAGAAAUCGUUCCCUUUGAAUCCUGAGGACGAAGAGAAGUUGAUAUUUAAACCAUUUCCAACACUUACCGGAGGGCUCCCUAUUCGUAUUCGAGCUCACUAGGAAGAAAGAGCUCCACACUCUCUAUAGCCGAUGAAUAUAAUUACUCACGUAGUAUCUCCUCCCAUUAAAAUAAAGUCUGGUAUAGAGUAUCAAUCUGUUUUUACUCUUUUGAAUAUCUAUUUCUUUUCUUCCUAAUAGCUACCGACGGGCUUUAUCAAUAUCUACUUGAUUCGACUGUAAUAUUUAUAUUAGUCGGUUAGUCCUACUAAUGCUUAAAUAUCUUUUACUAAUUAUAUCAUUCAUUUACUAAGUGGCU
Papaver somniferum (opium poppy) is the source of this 794-nucleotide messenger RNA. Its product is annotated as beta-amyrin 28-monooxygenase-like. The transcript is spliced from 4 exons. Gene Ontology annotation, biological process: sterol metabolic process. Gene Ontology annotation, molecular function: monooxygenase activity; iron ion binding; oxidoreductase activity, acting on paired donors, with incorporation or reduction of molecular oxygen. The record is from RefSeq and is a predicted model, not a curated record. NCBI's taxonomy places the organism in Eukaryota, Viridiplantae, Streptophyta, Magnoliopsida, Ranunculales, Papaveraceae. The coding region runs from base 29 to 538 and encodes 169 amino acids.